AUGAAAGACACAAUCGAAACUCAAUUGCUUGUCAACAAUGAGUUGGUUCCUGCAAGCGAUAACACUACCUUUGAUCUCUUCUCACCACAUACGGGUGAACUGGUCGCGAAAGUCGCUGAAUCCACGAUCGAUGAUGUGAACACUGCAGUGGAUGCAGCUGAAGCUGCCUUCCCAGCAUGGAGCGCCCUCUCACCGCAGCAACGUGGUGUACCGCUCAAAAAGCUGGCCGAACUCGUACUCUCUGAAAAAGACGAGCUGGCCUACUUGGAUGCGAUUUCCAUGGGCCGGCCUGUCAACACGUUCUUCGACGCCAACUAUGCGGCUACUCACUUCAAUUACUUCGCUGAGGCGGCUUACCCACAGGGUCAGACGAGUUUGAAUACGCCUGGGUUCUUGAAUAUGAGUCUACGACAGCCAUAUGGUGUGGUAGCGAUCAUCAUACCCUGGAAUGCGCCGCUAGUAUUCUUCUCGAAAAAAGUGGCACCAGCGGUAGCAGCCGGGAAUUGCGUGGUUGUUAAAAGCAGUGAAAAGGCUCCAUUGACACCUUGGAAAAUAUCUCAAUGGAUCUCAAAAUGCGGUUUCCCGCCCGGCGUCAUCAACGUGCUGUCUGGCCAUGGCCAACCCUCUGGCGACGCACUCGCCUCCCACAUGAAAGUCCGCGCACUCUCCUUCACAGGAUCAACCCGCACAGGCCGAGCCAUCCAGAUUGCAGCUGCCAAGUCGAAUCUCAAAAAAGUCAUUUUCGAACUUGGCGGCAAAUCUCCCGCGCUCAUCUUCGAAGACGCAGACAUUGAACAAGCAGCCAAGGAGACCGAGAACAGCAUCAUGUGGAACUCGGGACAGACAUGCAUGGCCAAUAGUCGCAUCUAUGUACACGAAAGCAUAAAGGACAAAUUCAUAACCUCCUUCACCCACUAUGCCCAGCAACGAAUUCUUGGCGACCCUACCAAUCCAACCACCAACAACGGUCCCCAGGCCGACAAGACCCAGCACGCCACCGUAAGCGCAUUCAUCGACCAGGGCAAACAAGACGCAGAAUCCACAAUCACAAUCUCCCCCACCUCACCCAGUCCUUCUCCCAACCCCCCAUCCUCCCUCCUCAUCCCCCCAACCAUCCUCCUAAACAUACCGCCCACCUCCCCCCUCACCAAGCACGAAAUCUUCGGCCCCGUCGUCCUAAUCAACACGUUCGCCACCGAAGCCGACGCCAUCCGUCUGGCCAACAACUCGGAAUUCGGCCUCUACGCCGCACUCUACACGCGCGAUCUCGAGCGCGCCAUGCGCGUGGGCAAGAAGCUAGAGAGCGGCAUGGUCGGUGUGAAUUGCACGGGGCCGACUGGAUGUUGGGAUUUGCCGUUUGGAGGUUGGAAGCAGAGUGGGUUGGGUAGGGAGAGUUUAUUGGGGAGUUUGGAGGAGUAUAUGGAGGUUAAGAGCUAUAAUUCUGAUGUUGUAUUCGACUUUAUUCUCGAUUAUUCUCUAUCAGGAAGUACGCGAUCCAAUAUUUCGAUCUAA
Plenodomus lingam JN3 is the source of this 1512-nucleotide messenger RNA. RefSeq lists its product as uncharacterized. Gene Ontology annotation, molecular function: aldehyde dehydrogenase (NAD+) activity. Lineage: Eukaryota; Fungi; Ascomycota; Dothideomycetes; Pleosporales; Leptosphaeriaceae. The record is from RefSeq and is a predicted model, not a curated record.